Molecule: messenger RNA, 6807 nt
Organism: Sebastes umbrosus (honeycomb rockfish)
Lineage: Eukaryota; Metazoa; Chordata; Actinopteri; Perciformes; Sebastidae
Gene: clasp2
Product: cytoplasmic linker associated protein 2
Exons: 46
Coding region: 698-5368 (1556 amino acids)
Biological process (GO): mitotic spindle assembly
Cellular component (GO): mitotic spindle; microtubule organizing center; spindle microtubule
Molecular function (GO): microtubule binding
Source: RefSeq, a predicted model, not a curated record
GCUGCAGUCAGUCACCGGUUUGCGGCGCGCAGAGCUUUCAGCGUCCAGCUUUCACCGCCUCUUAUUAACGGGUUUACCGGGUAGCGGGCGAUUACUCCUGUGGAUUAAAGAGAAACCGGUUACCGCGGGGACUAGGAGCUGGAGCCCUGUAUUGUGUGAAGUGUUGGUGCAACUUUACCGCUGAAGGAGACUUCCCAGCCCGCGGUCAUGAUGGGAAUAGAGAGACGGAGUGGAGCCGGCCGUUAGGGCCCGCGGAGGAAUAACGUUAGCUUAGCUGUUAGCUUAGCUAGCCUUGUUUGGGUUGCUAUGCUAACCAGCUAGCUAGCUGCUAUUUUUGUUAGCAUAACAAUUAGCCGAGCUUGUUUUGAUUUUGAUGUAUUGAAGGUGCGCUGGUCCGCUAUAAUUACACGUUUCUUGAACUUUCUGGGAGUUUUUAAGUUAACCUUUCUUGAGCUAACAUUGUGUAGUAAAGGAAGCUAGCUAGCUGCGUCUUUGUGUUACAAAGUUGAUCUUUUUGUGCAGAGGGAUGACUUGUGUGUAUUUUUAUCUACAAGGGAUUGCAUGUUGAUGCUCAAACAUCAGCUAAACGCAGUCCAGAACACACAGUCUCUCUGUCCGUCCUUUACACCCCCAUCUCCGUCCUCUACCGACCACUGUCUCCUGUCCUCGGCCGGCUUCAGGCACUGAGAGUGCCCCAAUGGAGGAUCAUGACAACAUGGACUAUUUUUACCAGCAGGUAGUGCAGAAAGAUGUCACCCGCAGGUUGCAGGUCGGUCAGGACCUCAUUGACUACCUGAAUGACCCGCAGCGCUCCUCGGACGUGGAGCAGGACAAAUCCAGGCUGGAUAAGACCAUGGACGAGCUGACGGGAUGGGUGAACUCCAGCAAUUUCAAGGUGGCAUUGUUGGGGAUAGAGAUCUGUGGUGCAUUUGUGGACCGCUUGGGAGAGCGGUUCAAAGGAUUCCUGGGCACAGUUUUGCCAGCUUUGGUGGACAGGCUGGGUGAUGGGAAGGACCAGGUCAGGGAGAACAGCCAAGCUGUCAUCCUUCGCUGUAUGGAGCAGACGGCCUCGCCCAUGUACGUUUGGGAAAGGCUACUUACUGGUUUUAAACACAAGAACUUCCGCAGUCGAGAAGGAAUCUGCCUCUGUCUCAGUGCCACGCUCAGCACGUAUGGAGCCCAGCCAUUGAGCCUCAGUAAACUAGUUCCUCAUCUCUGUACUCUGACUGGAGACCAGAACCCACAGGUACGUGAGGCCUCCAUAGCAACGUUGGUGGAUGUUUAUCGUCACGUUGGAGAGAAGGUCCGAGCAGACCUGGGAAAGAGAGGACUACCUGCUGCACGGUUACAGACAUUAUUCUCUCGUUUUGAUGAAGCCUUGAAUUCAGGCAACAUGGCUCUCAGCCCGAGUCACGAUCGUAGUUUUGAAGAUGAUGACAGUGUGGAUGGGAAUCGUUCUUCCUCAGCCCAGGCUGCCUUCAAGGUCCCAAAAGUUCCCAAGAAGGCUGCAGAAUCCUCCGCUGCACGCAGACCCAGCGCUACCGGUGGCAAGCUUGUAUCCAAGGAAAGUGGGGGAGUUGAUGAAGAUGACUUCAUUAAAGCCUUCACAGAUGUCCCUGUUGUCCAGAUUUACUCAUCGAGGGAUCUUGAAGACAACCUGAAUAAGAUCCGUGAGAUCUGCUCCGAUGACAAACACGACUGGGACCAGAGAGCCAACGCUAUGAAGAAGGUCCGCUCACUGUUGGUGGCGGGCGCAACCGGCUACGACUGUUUCUACCAGCACCUACGGCUACUGGAUGGAGCCUUCAAACUGUCAGCUAAAGACCUGCGCUCACAAGUAGUCCGAGAGGCCUGCAUCACUGUGGCCCACCUGUCAACAGUGCUGGGGAAUAAAUUUGACCACGGAGCGGAAGCCAUCGUUCCCGUCCUGUUCAACCUCAUCCCCAACUGUGCCAAAAUCAUGGCCAGCUCCGGUGUGAUGGCUAUCCGCAUCAUCAUACGGCACACCCACGUCCCCCGGCUCAUCCCCCUGAUAGCCAGUAACUGCACAUGCAAGUCUGUGUCUGUUAGAAGGCGCUGUUAUGAUUUCCUGGACCUUCUGCUACAGGAAUGGCAAACCCACUCGCUGGAGAGGCACACAGCAGUUCUGGUUGAGAGCAUCAAGAAGGGAAUUCGAGAUGCAGACUCAGAGGCCAGAGUGGAGGCCCGCAAGGCCUACUGGGGUCUGAGGAACCACUUCCCAGGGGAGACCGACGCUCUCUACAACUCUUUGGAGCCCUCGUACCAGAAGACCCUUCAGUCCUGCCUGAAGAGCUCUGGCAGCGUGGCCUCACUUCCCCAGAGCGACCGCUCCUCGUCCUCCUCUCAAGAGAGCCUCAAUCGUCCUCUGACUUCUAAAUGGUCAGCAGCUCCAGGGCGAGUCCCUGCGGGUUCAAAGGGUGGGGUGUCGUCGGCCUCCCUGCAGCGUUCCCGUAGCGACGUGGAUGUAAAUGCAGCGGCAGUCGCUAAGCACCGGCAAGUCGGACAGACCAGGGGAGCAGGGCGUCUGCCCCCUGGCUCCUACUCCUCACUGGAUGAUGCCUCUGAUAAAACGGAUGGGACCAGGUCAGACAAUGGCCGUGUACGUACCAAGCAGCCCUUAUCCACCGCCAGCAGCGUGUCCAGCCAGGUGGACUCACGAGGACGCAGCCGCACCAAGAUGGUCUCCCAGUCACAACGUUCCGAUGAAUCCGAUUGCACACCAGGAUCUCAGUCUGCUACCCCUGUUGGUGCUGGCAGUCGGAGUGGCUCCCCGGGUCGUGUGCUCACGAGUACGGCCCUGAGCACCAUGAGCACAGGGGCCCAUAGGGUGCUGGCUGGGUCCAGCGGGGACAAAAACAGACGCAGUCGCAUCCCCCGCAGCCAGGGCUGCUCCAGAGACUCUUCCCCCACCCGUCUGUCUGUCGCUCCUUCCAGCAUUAGUUCCAUCUACAACGGAGCGAGCAGAGGAGCUCGGGGCAGUCGUAUCCCUCGGCCCAGUAUGAGUCAGGGCUGCAGCAGAGAGGCCAGCAGGGAGAGCAGCCGGGACACCAGCCCUGUACGCUCCUUCACUCCCCUUGCAACGCGGAGCUACUCUCGCUCCACCGGAGCUCUCCACACACCUGACGUUUUUGGUGCCGCAGGAUCAGGUUUGGGCAUCAGUCAGUCCAGUCGUCUCUCGUCUUCAGUCAGUGCUAUGAGGGUCCUCAAUCCUGGCUCAGACGUAGAAGAGGCUCUCGCAGACGCACUGCUGUUGGGAGACAUGCGGUCCAAGAAGAAGCCAGCACGGCGGCGGUACGAGAACUACAGCAUGUACUCUGAUGAUGACGCUAACAGCGAUGCAUCCAGCGCCUGUUCAGAGAGGUCCUACAGCUCCAGGAACGGAGGAGCCAUCCCCACCUACAUGCGGCAGACGGAAGACGUAGCUGAGGUGUUGAACCGUUGUGCCAGUGCCAACUGGUCCGAGAGGAAGGAGGGGCUGUUGGGGCUGCAGGCGCUGCUCAAGAACCAACGCACCCUCAGUCGGGUAGAGCUGAAGAGGCUGUGUGAAAUCUUCACCAGGAUGUUUGCAGACCCUCACAGUAAGCGAGACUGCGGCAGGGUGUACGGCACGGCAGAAUCCGGUAUAAGCUCAGCCUCCUUCAAGAGAGUGUUCAGUAUGUUCCUGGAGACGCUGGUAGAUUUCAUCCUGGUCCAUAAGGAAGAUCUACAGGACUGGCUGUUCGUCCUGCUCACACAGCUGCUGAAGAAGAUGGGAGCCGACCUGCUGGGCUCCGUACAGGCCAAAGUUCAGAGAGCCCUGGAUGUCACACGAGAGUCUUUCCCCAAUGACCUCCAGUUUACUAUUCUCAUGAGGUUCACUGUGGACCAGACACAGACGCCCAACCUCAAGGUGAAGGUGGCCAUUCUGAAGUAUAUCGACACGCUGACAUUACAGAUGGAAGCUCCAGACUUUGUGAACUCCAGUGAGACUCGGCUGGCCAUCUCCCGCAUCAUCACCUGGACGACUGAACCCAAGAGCUCUGAUGUCAGAAAGGCAGCCCAGUCGGUGUUGAUCUCACUGUUCCAGCUCAACACUCCAGAGUUCACCAUGCUGCUGGCAGCUCUGCCCAAAACCUUUCAGGACGGAGCCACCAAGCUGCUUCAAAACCACCUGAAGAACACUGGCAACGCUGCACAGGCAACAAUGGGCAGCCCUCUGACACGCCACACGCCCCGAUCCCCAGCAAGCUGGUCCAGCCCGGUCACAUCCCCCACCAACACCUCCCAGAACACCCCCUCACCAAGUGCAUUUGACUACGACACAGAGAACAUGAACUCGGAGGACAUCUACAGCUCACUGAAAGGUGUCACUGAGGCGAUCCAGAACUUCAGCGUCCGCAGCCAAGAGGACAUGAAUGAACCGGUCCACCGGCGGGACGGAGACGAGGGAGACAGCGGGACAGACAGCAGAGUGUCAGACUUUGUGGACGGAGGCCGCAUGGCUCUGGACAACAAGACGUCCCUCCUCAACACCCCCCUGCUGUCCUCCAGCCCCCGAGGAGCUCGCGACCACUUCUCCGACUCUCCCUUCAAACACAGAAGCAAAGACACCAGCAUGGACGACUCUGAGCUCCUCACAGACGACAGCAGCCUGGACCAAUCGGAGCUGGUGGCCGAGCUGCUGAAAGAGUUGUCCAAUCACAACGAGCGCGUUGAGGAGAGGAAGGCGGCGCUGUGCGAACUGCUGAAGCUGAUUCGCGAGAACACCCUGCAGGUGUGGGACGAACAUUUCAAGACCAUCCUGCUGCUCCUGCUGGAAACAAUGGGCGACAGAGAGCAUGUGAUCCGAACGCUGGCUCUGCGGGUGCUGAGGGAGAUUCUCAGCAAGCAGCCGUGGAGGUUCAAAAACUACGCAGAACUCACCAUCAUGAAGGCCCUGGAGGCUCACAAAGACCCCCACAAGGAGGUGGUACGAGCAGCAGAGGAGACGGCAGCCAUGUUGGCGUUGUCCAUCAGCCCAGACCAGUGUGUCAAGGUGUUGUGUCCCAUUAUCCAGUCAGCUGACUACCCCAUCAACCUGGCUGCCAUCAAAAUGCAGACCAAAGUGGUGGAGAGGGUUCCCCGCGAGGGCCUGAUGAGCCUCCUGCCUGAGAUCGUGCCAGGACUCAUACAGGGUUACGACAACUCUGAGAGCAGUGUAAGGAAAGCCUGUGUGUUCUGCUUGGUGGCCAUUUACGCAGUGAUCGGAGAGGACCUCAAACCGCACCUCAGCCAACUCUCCAGCAGCAAGCUGAAGCUGUUGAACCUGUACAUCAAGCGUGCUCAGUCCGGCUCCGGCGGCGGUGAACCCCCGACUGAGGGCCUAUAGGAGAUACAGCGCCCUCCCACAGGGCAACCACAGAACUGCAACUCUGCCCACCAAACAUAAACAACCCUUCAUGAGCUCACACCCACACAGACCGAGAACAAAACCACACAUCCUAACACUCUUUCACCGGAGCUUACACCCACACCUACGCUUGCACUCUGGCCAGCAGAGUGACACACACACACACACACACACACACACAGGUACACACGGUCCUCAUACAUUUCCUGUACAAGAUGGGAGUUGCGGUGCAGAAGAGAGGAGUGUUGUAGUUCUCCUGUCCAUCGCUGAGGAUCUCAGACUGAACUGAACCCUUAAACACACCAACAGAUAACACACAUCCAGUCACACCCGGUUUGUCACUAAUCACUCAAGGAUGAAGAAACGUCCGUCCUCUAUCCCGAACACUACAGUAUCCCCUCUGAAUAACAUCUCGAUGUCAACAGUAAGCGGUGCGUCUGCAUGGUUCUCAUUUUUAAGGGGGUAAGGUUCAUAGAACAGGGCUGAGACGAACGAAUGGAGCCGUCUUGUGUCUUUCUUGAACAGCGAGUAACCGGGGCCAGGUAGACAGGAAUGUAAAUUUACAUUGUGUCCUAGUUUGGAUUUAUUUUACGCGAUGAGGUUUUACUGCAGCGGUUUUUAAUGUUUGGAGUUUUCUCUCGCUCACACACACAUAUACACACACUUUCAAAAAGGUGCUGAUUAGCCUAAAAGGUACGACCAACCAACCAAGCAACCGUGCACAGCACUAACACGAGUCACAGCGGGUCACGCCUGCUCAUAGCGAAUACAGUACAUCCCGAGGUAUAGGAGGUGUUACGUGCUUGGCUAUGCAUGAGACUAAAUUUAAACGUUUUUAUUGGAUCGACAGUCAGAAUAGUGUGACUGGGGUUUUAAAUUAAUGUGAACGAUGUCCACCCCUUUCAGAAACAUUCACGGUGUUCUCCGUUUUCUCCCGGCUCAUCUCGGAUCACUCCACUUCUGGGCAACAUGGGGAGGAAGAUGUGUGCGUGCUGCUUACUACAUGAAGUAUGACAGGACAUGGCUUAUUAUCACAUAGUGGAUAUGUAUCUAUAUAUGAUAUUAAAAUGGGAUAUCCAAUAACUGUGUCAUUUAGGAGAGUUCCCCGGGGAGGUGCACACGCGCACCUGUGCCCAUCCUUGUUUUUAUUUUCUCUCUCUGUCGCUUUAGCCGUAGUCUCUCUCUCUCUCUCUCUCUCUCUCACACUUAUUUUUUCUCUGCUGAGAAAUUUGUAGAAAUGUAUUAUUUACAGCUCUGAAAACGAAAUCGUCACGUCACCCUUUUUCUCUUCUCUUCUCUUCAUCGUGUCUUUCUUUCCCUCCUCUUCUUGUAACAUUCUAGUUUUCACUGUUGUGUUUCCUCCGUGCAUUUACAAAGCUGUGCUUACAUUACAAAUAAAGAACGUGUACAGAUCAUGA